AUGAUAGCGCUCCCAGGAAAGGUCAUUUUGAAAGCUUCAGCUCUUCUCAUCUUGGGCCUGAUGGCGGCUGUGGUUCUUCAUCAACUCAGUUACACCAAUGACUUUUCCCUCCCUAGCCAGUCCAUUGAAGUCAUCAGUCUUUGCGAUGAUUCCGAAAGAAAUGGGAAAGACACUCGGAGUCCCGUCAAUACACCGAAAUCGCAAGAACCGAUCCCCAAACUUGUUCACCAAAUCUGGAAGAGCAAAAAUGUCAGCACAUAUCCAGUCCAAGCUUCUCAUGAGACAUGGAAGAAUAUGAUGGAGCCACUGAAUUACACCAUCAAAAUAUGGACAGACGAAGACGUCGUUGAACUCAUAAAGACUAAAUACGGUUGGUUGUUCUCUACAUACGAGGGCUAUGCUCAAAACAUCCAACGAGCCGACGUAGCAAGACUAGUUGUUGUCCAUGCCGAGGGAGGCAUCUACGCAGACUUGGACGUGUACCCUAGAUCGACGCAGGAGAUGUCUUGCGUGCAAAACCUCGGCCUACAAGGCGUCUUUGCUCCCACAUCGGGAACUCUUGGACUCAGCAACCACUUCUUCAUGGCGCAACGUGGUUCUCCCUUCCUCGAAUGGGCUCUCCAAGAAGCCAAGCGACGCGGCGGUUCUGCUUCAAAACGGAUACUCCUGCCCUACCUCCAGGUAUUCUGGUCCACGGGUCCGAUCAUGGUGACAUAUGCGUUCCGUCAGUACGCGUGGAUGUACAGCACAGUACACCACGGUAUGGUGCUGCUGGAUGAGGGAUACGCGGGAAAGCUGUUCGGGCAUGCGGCAGGACGCUCGUGGCAUGGGUCAGACGGACGUUUCUUGAAUUACGCGUCUGAUCAUCUGGGAAAUGCGUUGUUCUGGGUUACGCUGUGCCUAUCUGUGCUUUCUUUGGCGAUAAUAAUUGUCGUCAAGCGGGGUCGCGGGAAGUCCAUUGAGUUUCUCGUAGGGUGUGGAUCUUUCUGUUGGAAGAAGAACUCGGAAGACCAAGCAUAA
Molecule: messenger RNA, 1020 nt
Organism: Colletotrichum orchidophilum
Lineage: Eukaryota; Fungi; Ascomycota; Sordariomycetes; Glomerellales; Glomerellaceae
Exons: 1
Coding region: 1-1020 (339 amino acids)
Biological process (GO): mannosyl-inositol phosphorylceramide biosynthetic process
Molecular function (GO): mannosyltransferase activity
Source: RefSeq, a predicted model, not a curated record